UCAUAUGUGAUUGAAUUCUGGUAAGAAGAAGGUAUUUGUUACAUAUGGAUUUAGCGUUUUCCAAAAAAAUUAAAUCCCUAAAUUAUUUCUAAUUAUUGGAAGUAAUUUGGAAAAUGCUGGUGCCUUUCUACAUGCAGGUUGAUAUUUUCAUGCCAAAUCUUAAACGUGGAGAGCGACGGAAUGGGACUUUACAUGGGUUCUGCAGAUGCUUCUGUCUUGUAUCUGGAUUGAACGCUGAAGCUGACUCUCUAACUGAAAGAAUUUUACUUCCUGAUCAGAUCAUCAAAAAAGCAGAAUAUGAAAUACUGCAAUGAACCUGUGAUAUUCUAAAAUGACUGAUGUUUAUUUCAUGGAUUCAGAACAAUGGAGCUGUCUAGUGAAUGUGUGCCUACAUCUUACAUAAGUGAAGAAUAUCAGAGCAGCUACUGGGAUUUUGUGAUGUCUCCGGUGAAGAUUUUGCCAUCCAGGCCUUUUAUGGCAAACAUUAGUUUGGAAAACAUUUCACUGCAGGCUCAAAAGGCACAAAAAAGGGUCACAGAGGACUUCAAGAAAAGAGCUGCUUCACCAGCUUUACAAAGUGUAUCAAUGCCAGAGCUGUCUAGUGAUUACAUUACAUGCACAGCAAGCCUGAACAACCAGAAUGUAAAUGACAAACUUGGCUACAGCGACGGACUGAAUCAGUGUUAUUCAGGUUCUACAAAGUACAUGUCUAAAUUGAGUUAUUCAGAAAAGCCUUUUGCAACCACUGCCCAGAGAACCCAAGAUUCCACAGCUUACAGAACAACCAAUGCUGAAAUUGAUUUUGGUGCAAGAACUGAGAAAGUACAAAUAAAAGACUCCUGUGUGCAAAGGAAACAGUAUAUUACACUAGUCACAUCUGAUACGGUAAAAUACCAUCAAUUACCAAAGCGAUGUUUUCCAACUUAUAUCGACGAUGAAAAAUAUGACAAUAAUACCCCAGUAUGGUACUGCACAGAGAACAAGAAAAUGAAUCUUCCCUUUCCAUCAGUUCAGAACAGCAAAAAUAGAUUGAGGACCAGGGGUGAAGACCAGCUUACCCAAGGUUUAUCUGAAGAAGCUAAGAAUAAUUUGGAGCAUUGUAUUUUUAUGACAUAUCCUCAUUCCAGAGCACCUACAUCUGAGCAUGCAACAUUCAGCAAAGGAAGAGAAAAUAAUCCAUCAUCUUUAAUCUCAGUGAUAAUCAGAGUGGAAGCAAAAAAAGAUCGCGAUGUUUUGCCUGAUUGUUUCCAGGAUUCUGAGGGUGAAGGCUCUCAGGAAUCAAUAAAAUACCCAAACACACGACACACUACACCAUUGACAAUGCCAAAUGUAGAAGGUAUUCCUGAGUCCACAGUGCUUUGCAGCAAAAAUAAAACCUUGAAUAAAUCCAGGAAUGGGUUUUCUUCCAUUACAGUUACUGCCCGAAGAGUGGUGAGCCCAGUUAAUAAACUUCCUAAGCCAACUCUCAGUGCUUCUUCGCACAAGAAUAAUUCAACUCAGCAUCAGAGAUCAAUGAACGUCCUGAAAAAUUUCAAGAGUUCUGAAGAUAUUGUGUGCAUUCUUUCUCUGACAGAUAACAUUAAUGAGUUUCCAUGUAACAGAUAUACUUUUACAGAAGAGAGUUCCCAGUCUCAGUCAAUGUUAUUUUCAACAGGAGAUAGAGUGAGCUCUUUAAAAAUUAAUAGCAAGCAACAUGAUACCAUGGUACCAAGCAACAAUGAAGACAAAACCAAUCUCUCUUCUCAGCUCUUUCAUCCUGUUGUUUCCUUUGUACAUUUCAUUGUCACACCACUGUAUUUUAACAGUACUUACCACUUAGACAAAUCUCUUUUGGUUGAUCUUUGCUCUCUUACAAAUGACAAUGGAUCUGCAUUGGUACAGAAAUCAUCUCUGUCCUUAAGACUAAGCUGCACUUCUGCUAACUCAUCAGCAGAUGGCGGUGAUGGCAUGUUUAAAUUAAUUUCAUUCAUCGGAAGCACCAAACAGGAAGCUUCUUACAUCAUGUUCGAUAAGGAAAUCCCAGAUAUAUCCUCCAGAACCAGAGAUAUCAGUCUGCAACAACCAUCAGCUGUCCAGAAAGUGUCUAAGACUGCAUACCAAUAUGAUGGACAUUUAUGUUUGGGUGGAAAAGAAACACUAAGUUCACCCAAAAGGUCUACUUACCUCUUUAUUUCUCUUUCAAAUAUGAAUAAAGGAACAAAUGAUUUUAUUUUGGGACAGAAGCGUAAACCAUGUCGUCAUGAAGUACAGUGCCCAUUCUCUGACCUCAUUAGGGAAUCAGCUGAUAUGAAAUUUCCCAACAGUCAUGUUGAUUUAUGGGGAAAGAAGAAAAGCACUUUGAAACAAAGCCAAGAAAAAUUCACCCUCAGUAUGACGGCAAAGUUUACAGGAUCUUCUACUGAAAAUGAAGGGGAAGAUAUUGAGACAGUAUCUGAUACUGAUACAGCGCUCACUACAAAGCAUAAGAAAACUUUGUCAGAAGUACUCACGCUGCGGGAGGCUUUGGAGCUGUACAAGCCAGAAUUUAUCUUUCGAUCACGAAAGCGUUUGCGGGAGCUUGAAGUUAAGGCAAAGCAGAGGAGAGUCCAGAUGCGUGAAUGCGUGCAGCGACGAAGGGAAAGAGUCAGAGCACCAAUGCAAACUAUACCAUUACCCUCUCCAUUUAAAAAACGACAGUGCACCAUACCACACCCUCUGAGUGAUAAUCUAUACAAACCGAAGGAGAGGAUGAUUCCAGAGAAGGAAAUGCAGAUGAGAUCCAAAAGAAUUUAUAACAAGCUGCCAGAGGUGAAAAAGAAAAAGGAGGAAGAGAAGAAGAAAGUUGCUUCUCAAGCAAAUCGAUUGCGAGCUAUGGUUUUCAAAAAGAAACUGCUGGACCAAAUCCUACAGAAACAAUGACUAUUUUCAUAAAGCAUCAGGAAGAUCUUAUGCUAAAGCUACCAGAGAAGUGAUAUAAUUGAAGCUACUACACUUCAUAAAAUGUUAAUAUAUGAAAGUCCACCCUUUCAAGUUUUAAAACCUUAGUGUCUAAUUUACUUUUUCGAGAGUUUGUUUGGAGUUUCAUACUUCAAAAAAAAAUGCUUGUUCUUUAUUAUGCUGUUGCAUCUAUGCCCAUUGGUGCACUAGGCACAACUAUACUUUUAUUAGAAAUAAUACCUGUCUACUAGUUCAGGGUUUUUAUUAUUUAUCCAUUGGAAUGAAGUUCAAGCUCAAUCUUGUUAAGGACAACAAACAUGAAAUUAUUUCUUGUUUUUUUUCCUCAGAGCCAGAUUGAAAAGUUCUGGGAUGUUCUCUCUAACCUACGAAUCAAAGUUCAAAGUUUAAGAUAAAUUUAUUAUUGAAGUAUAUGUAUAUCACCAUAUACGACCCUGUGGUUCAUUUUCUUGUAUGUAUUCACAGUCAAAUGAAUAAAUAAGAUAGAAUCAAGAAAAACUGCACACAAACAAAAAUAUUUACAAGAAAAUCCAAAAAUAUCUAACUAAAUCCAUGACAAAAUAAGUCAAUAACAAUUUACUCAGUAUAUUAAUAUGAAAGCAAAUAUUCUCAGUAUAUAAUAUAUUAUUAGUCCUGAAGAAGGGUCUCAGGCAAAAAUGUCAAUUGUUUAUCCAUUUCCAUAGAUGCUGCCUGACCUGCUGAGUUUCUCUAGCAUUUUUUGUGUAUUAUCAGUAUAUAUUUAGUUUAAGUACUGUAGUAGAAACUGUAUAUUUAUAUUGAAUCCUUGGUGGUACCUCCUGUUUAAUUGUACACCAAGGCACAAGCUAGAUUAUUGUACUCUCCUCAUGCAGUAACCGAUUCAGGUUCUCUUUCAUGUUAGCUUUAGGAAAAUACCCAAAAAUCUCUCAUUCUGAUCCAAAAUCUCCAAAGUAAGUAACUGAUGUGGAAGAGACUUCACUAUCCUACACUUAGUGAAUUCUGUAUUUGUCUGUGAGGACUGGCUUCACUUUUACAGUGAACUAGAAUAUUGCGGAAAAAAAUGACCACUACAGCUUAGAAGUAUCUAAUGGCAUCUUGAACAACCAUGAAAACAGAUGAAGAUGGAGACACAGUAAGAGGAAAUAGUAGAAAUGACCCUUCUGUCCUAAUACACUCCAGCAGUGGUGAGUUAUAUGAAUCUUUUAAAGGUAAGAAGCACCAAGCAAAAAAAAAUUGUAAAAUAGAAGGAAUGAUACAAGGUAUAGAUACAAACCUUUCCAAAAAUAACAUGUGACCCAAUAAGCAAUAAUCUAGGCAAGGAUAAAUUUUUUGAAUCUGCUAUACUGCUUACAUUUUGAAAAAAAUACAUGCACCUCUGCUUAAAAAAUUCAAGCUAUUUUGAAAUCUUGUACAGUAUAUUUAAGUUAAUGUGCUAAAGCAGUGCUGCUAUUUUUUACUUAUUUUAUAAUUACCUGGUGCAAUACUUAUUAAUACUUGUAUAUAGUUUAAAAGAUAUAAUAAUCGUAUAUAUUUUAAAUGAUAUUUAGUAGCGCAUACUAUAAAUCACAAGGCAAGUUCACAUUUAGUAGUCAUGAUGUGCAAUUUUAAGCUACUUACAGUACUUGAAUGUGGUUUAACAUUGCACAACUAAUCAAAAUGCAUCACCAAUUUAGUUAUUCAUUUGAAUUUAUUGAAUUCAAAGGUAGCUCAUUAUCAGGGCUAAAUAUUACAUUUUAUUUGCAUAAUGAUAAGUAGAAUAAAAUCCUGAUGAACUUCCAACCUUCAUUUGUUUCUUGUCUUUAGAUCAACCAUUUGAAUAGAUUGUAUUUGUUUUCCUUUACCUAAUGCAACAUUUGUAACAGCAUAUUAUUCUUUCAGAUGAAAGACGAUUUAAAAAGAACUGUACUAUGAAAUAAAAUGAAGGUUGAACUGAAUUUAGCAAGAUGGCUGGACAUGAAACUGUUCCAUUGUUUCAAUGAAUAAAAUAUUAUUAUAUUCCAUCACAUUUGUAAUUAUAAAUUAUUAUAGAUUAAGGUUUAUGAUGUGUUCUAGUUCUGGUCAUUUUUUUUUGUUUCUACUUUUGGGCAACUUUGAGUCGGGGCAGCUUGCAGAUAAUAAACACUGAGCUGAACUGGAACAUGCCUUUUGAUUUUGUGUUUUAUAUUCUGUGUUUUUGCUCUUUUUUUAUUGUGGUUUGCAUCAUCUUUUUUGCAUGUGGGGAGGAGGGUUGGUGUUGCUUUUU
Molecule: messenger RNA, 5155 nt
Organism: Mobula hypostoma (lesser devil ray)
Lineage: Eukaryota; Metazoa; Chordata; Chondrichthyes; Myliobatiformes; Myliobatidae
Gene: c19h10orf90
Product: chromosome 19 C10orf90 homolog
Exons: 10
Coding region: 364-2898 (844 amino acids)
Molecular function (GO): microtubule binding
Source: RefSeq, a predicted model, not a curated record